ACGAACAUGGCGCCUGAGCGCUUGAGGAGUCGUGCUCUCUCGGCUUUCAAGCUGCGGGGCUUGCUACUCCGUGGUGAAGCUAUUAAGUACCUCACAGAAGCUCUUCAGUCUGUCAGUGAAGUAGAGCUUGAAGAUACACUGGAAAAGAUCAUCGAUGCAGUCGAAAAGCAACCCUUAUUUUCCCAGUCUCUUAAAACAAUAGAAACCCUAUUGGGCAGUACAACCAAAAUUGGAGAUGUGAUUGUUCUUGGAAUGAUAACACAGUUAAAAGAGGGAAAAUUUUUUCUGGAAGAUCCUACAGGAACGGUACAACUGGAUCUUAGUAAAGCACAGUUCCAUAGUGGUUUAUACACAGAAUCAUGCUUCGUCUUAGCAGAAGGUUGGUUUGAAGAUCAAGUGUUUCAUGUCAAUGCCUUUGGAUUUCCACCCACUGAAUCUUCUAGUACAACUAGGGCAUACUAUGGAAAUAUUAAUUUUUUUGGAGGGCCCUCUACUACAUCUGUGAAGACUUCUGCAAAACUUAAACAACUAGAAGAUGACAAUAAAGAUGCCAUGUUUGUGUUUAUAUCUGAUGUUUGGUUAGACCAAGUAGAAGUGUUGGAAAAACUUCACACCAUGUUUUCUGGUUAUUCACCAGCACCUCCAACCUGCUUUAUCCUAUGUGGCAAUUUUUCGUCUGCACCAUAUGGAAAAAAUCAAGUUCAAGCUUUUAAAGAUUCUCUAAAAACAUUGGCAGACAUAAUAUGUGAAUAUCCAAGUAUUCACCAAAGUAGUCGUUUUGUGUUUGUACCUGGUCCGGAGGAUCCUGGAUUUGGUUCCAUCUUACCAAGGCCACCACUUGCUGAAAGCAUCACUGAUGAAUUCAGACAAAGAGUACCAUUUUCCGUUUUUACUACUAAUCCUUGCAGAAUUCAGUAUUGUACACAAGAAAUUAUUGUCUUUCGUGAAGACUUAGUGAAUAAAAUGUGCAGAAACUGUGUUCGUUUUCCUAGUAGCAAUUUGGAUAUUCCUAAUCACUUUGUGAAGACUCUCUUGUCCCAAGGACACCUGACUCCUCUUCCCCUGUAUGUCUGCCCAGUGUACUGGGCAUAUGACUAUACUUUGAGAGUGUACCCUGUGCCUGAUCUACUUGUCAUCGCAGACAAAUAUGAUCCUUUCACUCUGACCAAUACUGAAUGCCUCUGCAUAAACCCUGGCUCUUUUCCAAGAAGUGGAUUUUCAUUCAAAGUGUUUUAUCCUUCCAAUAAGACAGUAGAAGAUAGCAAACUUCAAGGUUUUUGAGAUUCUUAAAAAGACCACCCACCUGAAGAAACAAGUCAUCAAUUUUCAGCAUAAUUUUAUACUUUAUGUAAUUUUGAUACUAAGUUACAAUAAAUUAUGGUAAACGCGAUAAUGUUUAAAUUUGUAUUUUAUGAAACUUUGAUAUUAAGUUGUA
Molecule: messenger RNA, 1435 nt
Organism: Hipposideros armiger (great roundleaf bat)
Lineage: Eukaryota; Metazoa; Chordata; Mammalia; Chiroptera; Hipposideridae
Gene: POLE2
Product: DNA polymerase epsilon 2, accessory subunit
Exons: 16
Coding region: 7-1281 (424 amino acids)
Biological process (GO): DNA-templated DNA replication; error-prone translesion synthesis
Cellular component (GO): epsilon DNA polymerase complex
Molecular function (GO): DNA binding
Source: RefSeq, a predicted model, not a curated record